Cannabis sativa is the source of this 1136-nucleotide messenger RNA. Its product is annotated as putative protein TIC 214 N-terminal part. The coding region runs from base 1 to 1104 and encodes 367 amino acids. NCBI's taxonomy places the organism in Eukaryota, Viridiplantae, Streptophyta, Magnoliopsida, Rosales, Cannabaceae. The transcript has a single exon. Gene Ontology annotation, cellular component: membrane. The record is from RefSeq and is a predicted model, not a curated record.
AUGGAAAUAGAAAAGAACAAGGGGAGGUUUGGGAUGAUUUUUCAAUCUUUUAUACUAGGUAAUCUAGUAUCCUUAUGCAUGAAGAUAAUAAAUUCGGUCGUUGUGGUCGGACUCUAUUAUGGAUUUCUGACCACAUUCUCCAUAGGGCCCUCUUAUCUCUUCCUUCUCCGAGCUCGCGUUCUGGAAGAAGGAGAAGAAGGAACCGAGAAGAAAGUAUCAGCAACAACCGGUUUUAUUACGGGACAGCUCAUGAUGUUCAUAUCGAUCUAUUAUGUGCCUCUGCAUCUAGCAUUGGGUAGACCUCAUACAAUAACUGUCCUAGCUCUACCCUAUCUUUUGUUUCAUUUCUUCUGGAACAAUCACAAACACUUUUUUGAUUAUGGAUCUACUAACAGAAAUUCAAUGCGUAAUCUUAGCAUUCAAUGUGUAUUCCUGAAUAAUCUCAUUUUUCAAUUAUUCAACCAUUUCAUUUUACCAAGUUCAAUGUUAGUCAGAUUAGUCAACAUUUAUAUGUUUCGAUGCAACAACAAGAUGUUAUUUGUAACAAGUAGUUUUGUUGGUUGGUUAAUUGGUCACAUUUUAUUCAUGAAAUGGGUUGGAUUGGUAUUAGUCUGGAUACAGCAAAAUAAUUCUAUUAGAUCUAAUGUACUUAUUAGAUCUAAUAAGUACCUUGUGGCAGAAUUGAGAAAUUUUAUGGCUCGAAUCUUUAGUAUUCUCUUAUUUAUUACCUGUAUCUACUAUUUAGGCAGAAUACCGUCACCCAUUGUUACUAAGAAACUGAAAGCAACCUUAGAAACGGAAGAAACAGAUGUAGAAAUAGAAACAACUUCAGAAACGAAGGGGACUAAACAGGAACAAGGGGGAUCCACCGAAGAAGAUCCUUCUCCUUCCCUUUUUUCGGAAGAAAAGGAGGAUCCGGACAAAAUCGAUGAAACGGAAGAGAUACGAGUGAAUGGAAAGGAAAAAACAAAAGAUGAAUUCCAAGUUAAAGAGACACAAUAUAAAAAUAAACCCGUUUAUGAAACUUAUUAUCUGGAUGUGGAUCGGAAUCAAGAAAAUUCGAAGUUAGAAAUAUUGAACGAAAAAAAAGGAGUAAAUUACUAAAAAGAUUAAUACAUAAGAUACAUACACUAAAA